Messenger RNA from Acanthochromis polyacanthus (spiny chromis), 1221 nucleotides. RefSeq names its product B-cell receptor CD22-like. The record is from RefSeq and is a predicted model, not a curated record. Bases 1 to 1221 code for a protein of 406 amino acids. The transcript has 5 exons. Lineage: Eukaryota; Metazoa; Chordata; Actinopteri; Pomacentridae.
AUGAGUUUGAUGGCAGCUCUGUGUGUGAACGUGGUGACAGUCAACAUGUUACUGAGUGUCUUCUUUCUUUCAGAUGUUUCAGUUGAUUGUGGAGAUAUACCAGGUCUCUCCAUCACUGCACCAAAGGAGAUGGAAGCACUGAGUGGAUCUUGUUUGUUAAUCCCCUGUAACUUUACAGCUAAAGAAGGAACACAUUUUAACAGCAGCAGAGACAUCUACGGAGUUUGGAUUAAAAGUGACUCAAGAUUUUUAAACAACAAAGACAAUGUAAUUUUCAACAGUAGUGGGUCAGUUAACAGCUACAAAAUGAAAAUGAUUGGAAACCUGACAGAACAAAACUGCACCACUCUGUUCUCUGAUUUGGACAAAAACAAAUCAAACAAAUAUUUCUUCAGAAUUGAGACUGAACAUUUCAGGGCAACAGCUUGUGAUGAUCCUCUUCAGAUAACAGUCAGAGAUUCUCCGUGGAGUCCCACAAUCAACAUCUCAGGUGAAGUGAAGGAGAAGAAGUCUGUCACUAUCAGCUGCUCAGCUUUCACUCCCUGUCCACACUCCCCUCCUCAACUCACCUGGAACCUCCCACAAAACUCUCACAGCCAAAUAGAAGAAAACACAGAUGGAACCUUUACAAGUAAAAUCCAGCAGAGCAUCACUCUGUCACACUCACAUGAUGGAUUCAACAUCAGCUGCUCUGCCACAUAUCCUGUGGAUGAAGGAAAACCUGGAAAGACCAAAGAGACACAACAGACUCUCAGUGUUCCAUAUGCCCCCAAAGAAACCUCAGCAUCCAUCAGUCCAUCAGGUUUGGUGUCAGCAGGUAGCUGGGUGAACCUGACCUGCUCCAGCAGAGCCAAUCCUCCCGUCAGCAACUUCUCCUGGUUCUUAAAAACUGAACAUGGAUCCAUGAAAGUAGCUAAAGGACACUUUUAUCAGUUUAGUGUCACUCGUGGAGGAGUUUAUUACUCUGAGGUCACAAAUAUUCUCGGUAAUAACAGGUCAAAUGAGAUUCUUCUGACUGUUGAAGGUGAGGAGGAAGAAAUCCACUAUGGAGACAUCAAGUUCUCUGAUGGGAGACCUGCACCUUCAUCCGUCGGGGAGCAGGACAGCGGACAGCAGCAGGAAACUGUGUACGCACGGAUCAAAGCGUCCAAAUCAGAAAGCAGCUCAGAGCAAACUGCUGAAGGCCUCCAGGAUAUCUACGCUAAAGUCAACAAGAAAUGA